Molecule: messenger RNA, 447 nt
Organism: Tricharina praecox
Lineage: Eukaryota; Fungi; Ascomycota; Pezizomycetes; Pezizales; Pyronemataceae
Exons: 1
Coding region: 1-447 (148 amino acids)
Source: RefSeq, a predicted model, not a curated record
AUGUUGAUCGAUGGCUCCGUAUUGCAGGUCAACGUUACAGCCCAUUUCGGCGCGCCUACUGCUCCAUUCACCGGCCUGACCACCGCCAGCACUAGCACCAGCGCAAGUGAGCCAGGGUCGAAUACGGUGACAAUUGUCGGCAUCGUUGUGGGCAUGGUGGGAGGCCUUCUGCUGCUAGGGCUGGCCGCAUGGUUUUGUAUUCGACGUAGCAAAACGAAGAGUGCUACUGCCGCUGCUGCCGCGACCGCCGCACCGACUCCUGGUGGUACCGGCCAUGUUCAGCCCUAUAUGCAGCAUCCGCAGACUUUUCCACGGCAACAGCAGUAUCAGGAGCCCCCGAUGUAUCUCGCGCAAUCGCAGCAAAUGAAGGAUGUUGACCCUCGCCACACUCCAAUGCAGCCGCCGGGGGAGUUGCCCGAAGAUUAUGUGCGGUAUGAGGUAGCAUGA